AUGGAGGUCAAUGUGCAGCACAGGGAAUUUGAGGUCAGGUGGGGACUGGGUAAUACCUCGCUACCAAACGGACUUAUCAAUGAGGGAGUACAGGAUUCCCCUUUAAUGAUGAGAGGCGGAAGUGCCGCGCAAAGCUGUACACUGCAAAUGUUGGACGCAGCGUUUGGUAUCGUGCAUAGUGAAGAUGAACAGAAAUACUUGGACGAGGUGAGAGGAUAUAUGCUACAAGAACAUCGAGAUCUGUACGACUACAUAAAAGACCGAAGCAGAAUAAGAGAAUAUGUGGAAAGUAGCUUCAAUGAAUCUGUGAAGGAAUCGUACAACGCAUGUAUCAUGGCCAUACAGGGAUUUAGACGGCACCAUAUAACGAAGGCGUAUGAGUACAUUACGCAGCCGGCUCAGAGACCAGACGGAACAACUGUGUUGAAUUUAUUCGUGAUAAAGGCACAGGAGGGGCAGGAUAUAUCAAGUUUCUGAGCAGGAUCAGACGGAACACCGCUUUAUCCAAACUACCUUCGGAACAUAUCGCCACCACUAAAAAUCUUGCUACGAAAGAAUCAGUUUUUAACCAACGUGACCAAAAUUAACAAUUUUAAUUACAUUCUAAAAAGAGUGAGUCUGAUGGAAAAAUACUUGUAAUUGGAGAGCUGAAAAAAACUCUUCAGAAGGAUGACACAAUUCAUAUACAAGUCGUUGUUUAAUGCAUGUUUGGUUUCUUGCAGUUUGUGGCUUAAUACAUAUUUUUCCCUUUGAUUUUUUAUGAAGGCCAUUUAAACAAAGUUAAAUCAGUAUAUCAGUUGAUGUAGUAUUGAAUAUCAUCGUGUCAACUUAUUCGCCAGAAUACUUUGAUCCUCAUUUCCCUCUCAUUUUGUCUUUCAAGCUUCUCCGUGAAGGAUACCUAUCCUUUCUCCACCUAUAAUGACACUUAGCAACAACUUGCAAACAGAAUUAUUUUAAUUCGGUAGCUUGUUAUUUAGUUAUGAACCUUGAAUUGAUUCUAUAACUUAAAUUCAGAAGGUGAUUCGGAAAAAUCGUUCUUAACUUCGUGAUUAUUUAUUCACUAACCUGUGAAAGUCUACCUUUUCAAAUAGUGUGUAAACAUCAAAGGCUACUUUUGUUUCCCCAUGUUCUUUUGUGUCGAAAUAACGUAUAAUAAAUUAC
Molecule: messenger RNA, 1161 nt
Organism: Mizuhopecten yessoensis (Yesso scallop)
Lineage: Eukaryota; Metazoa; Mollusca; Bivalvia; Pectinida; Pectinidae
Product: myoglobin-like
Exons: 8
Coding region: 1-477 (158 amino acids)
Biological process (GO): 'de novo' NAD+ biosynthetic process from L-tryptophan
Cellular component (GO): cytoplasm
Molecular function (GO): indoleamine 2,3-dioxygenase activity; heme binding; metal ion binding
Source: RefSeq, a predicted model, not a curated record